AUAUUUGUUACGGGUGGCUGCAGGAGCGGCUGUACAUUGUCAAGAACAUGGCGGCUUCCAGGCAGGCAUGAGAGUGGAUACUUCUUAACAAAUUUGGAUGAAACUGGACUAUCAUUUCAAAAACAGACCAUCAGAAGAUCUCCCUGGAUACUGCAACACGAAUCUCUAAAAGGACAUGACGUCCCCCGGUUCCGUUGUGCCUGGGACCACCGGAGCUCCACUGCAGCCGCGAUGGAAGCGGGUUCUGGGGUGGUCCGGGCCGGUACCCCGACCGAGACACGGACACAGGGCCGUAGCCAUCAAGGAGCUGAUGGUCGUUUUCGGUGGAGGAAACGAAGGAAUCGUUGACGAGUUGCACGUUUAUAAUACUGCAACAAACCAGUGGUUUAUACCAGCUGUUCGUGGAGACAUUCCUCCAGGCUGUGCAGCUUAUGGUUUCGUAUGUGAUGGUACACGUCUGUUAGUGUUUGGUGGAAUGGUAGAAUAUGGAAAGUACAGCAAUGACCUUUAUGAGUUGCAGGCAAGCAGGUGGGAGUGGAAAAAAUUGAAACCAAAAGCCCCUAAAAAUGGAGCUCCACCAUGUCCUCGUCUGGGCCACAGUUUUUCUCUUGUGGGCAACAAGUGCUAUCUUUUUGGGGGGCUUGCCAAUGACAGCGAAGACCCCAAGAACAACAUUCCCAGAUAUUUGAAUGACCUUUAUACCCUCGAACUGCGUCCGGGCUCCAACGUUGUGGGCUGGGAUAUACCAGUCACAUAUGGAGUACUGCCUCCUCCGAGAGAGAGCCACACUGCUGUAAUUUAUACUGAAAAAACUACUAAGAAGUCCCGCCUUGUUAUAUACGGAGGAAUGAGUGGUUGUCGUUUGGGAGAUCUUUGGACAUUAGAUAUUGAUACGCUGACCUGGAACAAGCCUGCAAUAAGCGGCACUGCUCCCCUCCCCCGUAGCCUCCACUCAGCCACCACUAUUACAAACAAAAUGUAUGUUUUUGGUGGCUGGGUUCCCUUGGUGAUGGAUGAUGUGAAGGUGGCCACACAUGAGAAGGAAUGGAAGUGUACAAACACACUUGCCUGCCUGAACUUGGACACCUUGUCAUGGGAGACUGUUUUGAUGGACACUUUGGAGGACAACAUACCACGUGCACGAGCAGGACAUUGCACUGUUGCUAUUAACAACAGACUUUAUGUCUGGAGUGGACGUGAUGGGUAUCGCAAAGCUUGGAACAAUCAGGUGUGCUGCAAAGACCUGUGGUACCUGGAGACAGAGCGACCUAAUCCUCCUUCACGGGUACAGCUCGUCCGGGCCAACACAAAUUCUUUAGAGGUUAGCUGGGGAGCGGUGUCUACAGCAGACAUGUACCUGCUUCAGCUUCAGAAAUAUGAUAUCCCAACAGCCACUGCUGCCACAUCACCAGCCCUCAAUGCAGCUCCCUCCCUCCCUGGAAACUCGCCUAGGAGUCCAGCGCCCGCUGCAGCUGCUCCAUCUGCUCAGAGUCUGCCGCAUAGUGGUAUCACCCUUGUGCCCCAGGCUGCUUCCCCCACAGCCUCAGUCUUACCCACCACACCCGCAAAUCCUCUGGCAGCCUCAAUGGCGCGUGGCCCAGCUAUUCUGAAAGUUGCAGCCCCUCAGUCAGGCACCGGGGCAUCGAUUGUCACUGUUCGCCAAGCCAGCCAAGCUGGAAAAUCCCCAGUCACUGUGACAUCACUGCCUGCAGGUGUUCGCAUGGUGGUGCCACCACAGACCACUCAAGGAACGGCCAUUGGCAGCAGCCCUCAGAUGAGUGGAAUGGCAGCUUUGGCUGCAGCUGCUGCAGCCACACAGAAAAUCCCUCCUUCCCCCGGAGCCACUGUUCUCAAUGUGCCGGCUGGGGCCACAAUUGUAAAAACGGUGGCUAUGACACCUGGGUCCACCACUCUCCCCACCACAGUUAAAGUGGCAUCACCUGUCAUGGUAAGCAACCCUGCCACUCGCAUGCUGAAGACCGCCGCUGCACAGGUGGGCACUCCGACAGUGUCCAGUCCCACUACGGGUGCUCGGCCCAUCAUCACAGUACACAAGUCCGGCACAGUUACCGUAGCCCAGCAAGCUCAGGUUGUGACCACUAUGGUGGGCGGAGUCACCAAGACCAUCACUCUUGUCAAGAGCCCACUUUCCAUGGGAGGAAACCUGAUCUCCAACUUGGGCAAGAUGGUGUCAAUGGUACAGACCAAACCAGUCCAAUCGGCUGCUGUGACUGGACAGGCCACCUCCAACCCACUGACUCAGAUUAUACAGACAAAGGGUCCCCUUCCACCCGGCACCAUUCUGAAGCUGGUUACAUCUGCGGAUGGAAAACCAACCACCAUAAUUACCACCAGUCAAGCAGGUGGCACAGGAAACAAGCCCACUAUCUUGGGCAUCAGUGGCAUGUCCCCCACUACCACCAAACCGGGCACCACCACUAUAAUUAAAACAAUCCCCAUGUCUGCUCUACAGCAGGGAGCUGCAGGUGUGACUAGUAGUACAGGGAUGAAGAGCCCUAUAACCAUCUUCACCACGAAGGUGAUGACAUCUGGAACAGGAACUCCUGGCAAAAUCAUUACAGCAGUGCCUAAGAUUGGGACAGCAGCAGGACAGCAAGGCCUAACACAGGUUGUUCUGAAGGGAGCCCCUGGUCAGCCUGGAACCAUUCUUCGCACUGUGCCGAUGGGAGGAGUGCGUCUCGUGUCUCCAGUAUCUGGAGUCAAGCCAACUGUAACCACGCUGGUUGUCAAAGGAACAACUGGUGUAACAACUCUUGGCACAGUCACAGGAACCGUUUCUACCAGCUUAGCCGGAGGAAGCCUAGCCAGUGCCAAUGCCACCCUGGCAACCCCCAUCACCACUCUGGGCACGAUUGCCACCCUCUCCAACCAGGUCAUUAAUGCUACCGCUGUGUCAGCUGCACAGACCAACCUGACCACUGUCACAUCCAACAUGCAGCCCACCCAGGUGACUCUCAUAACUACACCCAGUGGUGUGGAGGCUCAGCCUGGCCAAGAUCUGCCUGUUUCCAUUCUGGCCUCUCCCACGUCUGAGCAGCCCACCUCUUCUGAGUCUGGUGCAGGCGAUACUUCUGGCAGUGUUACUCUAGUGUGCUCCAACCCACCCUGUGAGACUCAUGAGACGGGCACCACCAACACGGCCACCACAGCAACGGCGAAUAUGGGCACUGGACCAGCUGGCACAGUACAGAGAGUGUGUUCCAACCCGCCCUGUGAAACACAUGAAACGGGUACAACGAACACUGCCACCACAGCAUCUGCCAACAUGGGCACUGUUCAGAGGGUCUGCUCAAACCCACCAUGUGAGACUCAUGAAACGGGUACCACCAACACAGCAACCACAGCAUCUUCAAGUAUGGGCACUGCUCCUGCUGGCAUGGUGCAGAGGGUAUGCUCAAACCCACCCUGUGAGACCCAUGAGACGGGCACCACCAAUACAGCAACCACAGCUUCAUCUAACAUGGGCGGAAACCAAACCGGAACGGUGCAAAGGGUCUGUUCAAACCCACCUUGUGAGACCCACGAGACGGGCACCACAAACACGGCCACCACGGCUUCAUCUAACAUGGGCGGAAACCAAACCGGAAUGGUGCAAAGGGUCUGUUCAAACCCACCUUGUGAGACCCACGAGACAGGCACCACCAACACGGCCACUACGGCUUCAUCUAACAUGGGCGGAAACCAAACCGGAGCAGUGCAGAGAGUUUGCUCAAAUCCACCUUGUGAGACCCACGAGACAGGAACCACAAACACAGCCACCACGGCUUCAUCUAACAUGGGUGGAAAUCAAACCGGAACAGUGCAAAGGGUCUGUUCAAACCCACCUUGUGAGACCCACGAGACGGGAACCACCAACACAGCAACCACGGCUUCAUCUAACAUGGGUGGAAACCAAACGGGAGAGGUGCAGAGAGUUUGCUCAAAUCCACCUUGUGAGACCCACGAGACGGGCACCACCAACACGGCCACCACUGCCACCUGCAGUAUGGAGACAGAUGAGGGAACAGCCCAGCAGAGUGGUGAAGCAUCAGAAUCUACCACUAGCACGGAGGGCCUGCCAUCCACUGCAGCGCCCCAGAGCAGAGCCAUUACCACAGUCACACAGGCCACGCCUCUACCAGGACCAGCUGUUCCAUCUAUCUCUUCCAUCACGGAGUCAUCCUCAGAGGCAGGAGCUGAGCCGGUCGUUAUGGAGACCUCGGAGGCAGAGACCUUGCAGACCGAAGGCCAGGCUGAAGCGGAGGCAGUUGCCAUGCAGGCAGAGUUCCAGGCAGAGGCGGGGGCAGUAGCUAUGCCCAGUGACUUCCAGGCAGAGGCAGCAGCCUUGCCGAGUGACUUCCCGGGAGAAGCCGUGGCGGUAGCCAUGCAGGCAGAGAGCCAGGCAGAGGCAGGGGCAGUGCCCAUGGAACAUGAUGCUUCUGGCAUGGCAGAGGGAGAAACUGCUCAGGAGCAGCUACCAACAGCAGUGAUGGAAGGUGUAGAGGCGGCAUCAGCAUCGCAGGCUGAGGCACUGGCCUUGCCACCAGAGCUGAUGUCAGACGGACAGCCCACAACGCUGAUGGUGACGGGUCUGACCCCAGAGGAGCUGGCCGUUACGGCAGCCGCAGAGGCAGCGGCCCAGGCUGCAGCAUCAGAGGAGGCCCAGGCCCUCGCCAUCCAGGCUGUACUGCAAGCAGCACAGCAGGCUGUUAUGAGCUCAGGUGAUGGAGAUGCCGGAGGAGAAGACCAGCAGACCCACACCAUACCCAUCGUUCUGACCCAGCAAGAACUAGCGGCUUUGGUUCAUCAGCAACAGCAGCUCCAGGCAGCCCAGCAACAAGCCGCUGCCCAGGCCGCUGCCCAGGCCGCACUACCCACUGAGGGCUUGGCUCCGGCUGACAGCCUAAAUGAUCCCUCCUCAGAAAGCAAUGGACACAACGAGAUGGCUGCCGCUGCCACAAGUGCAGUAGCCGGACUGCUGCCUCGCACCACUGCAGAAGCCUUGGCUCCAUCCAGCACAUUAGCACCUGUAGUAGUUGCCAGUCCAGCUAAGAUGCAGGCAGCUGCAACUCUCACUGAAGUAGCCAAUGGCAUCGAGGCUGGGAAACAAAUUCCUCCUACUGUUACAGUCAAACCUCAAGUGAAGAAAGAAAACCAGUGGUUUGAUGUUGGCAUUGUCAAAGUGACCAAUAUGGUUGUAACACAUUUCUACAUGCCUGCAGAUGACUCUGCUUAUGUUGAGGAUGAUUCAGGCACAAUCCCUGACUACAGCCAAAUGAAGAGGGUGGAGCUUCAGCCCGGAACCGCCUACAAGUUCCGUGUGGCGGGUAUAAACAUUUGUGGCCGUGGAGCCUUUUCUGAAAUAUCUGCUUUCAAGACCUGUUUACCGGGCUUCCCAGGAGCACCAUGUGCCAUAAAGAUCAGCAAGAGUCCAGACGGUGCCCACCUUACAUGGGAGCCUCCAUCGAUGACAUCAGGAAAGAUCACAGAGUACUCGGUGUAUUUGGCCAUACAGAGCAGCCAGACCACCGAGGCGAAACCCUCGGCCCCCGCCCAGCUUGCCUUCAUGCGCGUGUACUGUGGGCCAAACCCUUCCUGUCUGGUUCAGUCCUCCAGCCUGUCCAAUGCGCACAUAGACUAUACCACCAAACCCGCCAUCAUCUUCCGCAUCGCCGCUCGUAACGAGAAAGGUUAUGGACCGGCUACGCAAGUGCGAUGGCUGCAAGAGUCUAACAAAGAUGGCCUUUCUGCAAAGCCUGCCCCAAAAAGAGCAGUUUCUUCACCAGAUACGAAAGGGAUUGGUCAGAAGAAAGCAAGAAUGGACCAGUAAGCCACUCUCUUCAUUCGUCCUCCAAGACUUCCACUACUCAUAGCGCUCCAUCUGGAUUCAACACAUCUUCAACUGUAACCAUCCAUUAAAACAGCAAAAAAUCAACAAGGAAGUCAUUUCUAGGGGAAGCCUUUUUUCUUGUUAAUAGUAUGAAUGGAGAAAAGCACAUUGCAUAUUUUUGAGUAUUUUUCAACAUAGUUGGAGUGGAAGGGAAAAAAAACUAAUUUGCAUUUUCCAUUGUAGAGUCUUCCUUUUUCCCCUAUUUCUUUCAAUACAUGUAUCUUGCUUCAGUAAAUUUAAACACCAGGUUUAAGAUAUUUGUAAUGUUGGGCUCAAAUGAAGUUACUCUCUUCUGUGAUGGACUUGAGGGUGAAGUUUUAGUUCACGUCAAAUAUGUGGACAAGGUGGGAGGAUUUCUGAAUGGAGAUGUCGUUUUCAUGCAAGGGGGAACAGAAAUGGGGAAAACAAAUCAAGCACUUGUCCUCAGACAAGAGGGGAUAUUUUUCACUCAAAUGGCUAAGUGAAAUAAGAUCUACAUAUGGAUUCGUUCUGGACUCAAGCCUUCUGGUGAAGUCUGUGCACUUUUGCAUUGAGCAGAAAUAGAGGCAGAACUGCAGAUAAAAGAAAUGGCCAUGGAAGUACAUUACUGGCAGGACAGAGACUUUGCUAAAACUGAGAAUUGCCAUACAAAAAAAAAAAGAAAACAGAAAAAAAAAAAAAAGAAAAAAUGCAAAACUUCCCAAAAAAUUAGUGAGCGACGAUGGAGAAGAUCUUUUGUGUAGUUUAUUUUUGUAUUUUUAAAGCUUUUCUCCUGUGUGUGUGUGUGUGUAUGUCUGUCUUUUUUUUUUUUUUUUUUUUUUUUAACUCACAACUUUUAUUUUUUGUUUUUGUUUUAAAAAUUGUUGGCCAUCUACCUUUAGUUUAAGGAUUUGUGGGAUGAAGGGCUUUUGGAGGGCUGUGCUGUUGUCAAGUACUUUGAAACAUUGUUUUUGUGCUCAAGCCGAGUGGUGAUGUGCUACAACUGAAAAGGUUGUAAACAAAUGUAAACAUCUGAAGGGCUUUUACUUUGUUUACUGCGUAUUUCUACGCUUGUUUCCACUCUGUUUGUGUAUGCCAAACCUUGAGAUGUAAAAAUCGUAAAAAAUGUUUUUUUUUUUUUUUUAAUUCCUCACCUUACCAAACCGCCAUUAUUAGUAAACACUCAGCUUUUUUCCCUUCCUCUGACUUGUCCUCUUAACUUUUUCACAACGUAACUUUGUAGAAUUUUCUCUGCUCUAGAUUGUGAAGGAAAUUGUCCAUGUGAAGAUGAAUUUCUACUUUUUUUUUUUUUUUUUUUUUUUUUUUUUCUCCUUUUGAUUAUCUGAGAGGUAUGCAAACUAAAUGUUCAGUGUAUACCUGUAUGUCUCCAUGUGAGUGAGGAUGGCUGUUCUCAUUCUUGGUAAAAGCCAAGUUCGGAUUUGACUGUAAUAUAGUUCAUUCAUACCGCAAGAAGUGAAGAUGAUAUUCUGGCCUUUUAUAUAUUUACCUGUACAACGUUUUUACAUGUUGGUCAUCUCCUGAUUGCCUUUUUUGUCUUGACUUAUAAAAGAAACCGAAAUAUAUAAA
Ctenopharyngodon idella (grass carp) is the source of this 7435-nucleotide messenger RNA. RefSeq names its product host cell factor C1a (gene hcfc1a). Gene Ontology annotation, cellular component: histone methyltransferase complex. The record is from RefSeq and is a predicted model, not a curated record. The coding region runs from base 176 to 5830 and encodes 1884 amino acids. Lineage: Eukaryota; Metazoa; Chordata; Actinopteri; Cypriniformes; Xenocyprididae. Gene Ontology annotation, molecular function: protein binding; transcription coactivator activity. Gene Ontology annotation, biological process: chromatin remodeling; regulation of DNA-templated transcription. The transcript is spliced from 28 exons.